Molecule: messenger RNA, 7518 nt
Organism: Procambarus clarkii (red swamp crayfish)
Lineage: Eukaryota; Metazoa; Arthropoda; Malacostraca; Decapoda; Cambaridae
Product: PHD and RING finger domain-containing protein 1
Source: RefSeq, a predicted model, not a curated record
GUGUUGUGGAGGGUAUUACCCAGUGUGGUGGACCAGAGUAGAGCAGUAGAGUAGUGACAGUGGCGGCUGUGACAGGGGCGGCACUGGUACUCCUCCUCGUACCUGGAGUACCAGCCUCACCCAGCCUGGUAGGCCUACACCUCUUGGCCAUAUGGCUCGCACCAGCCUGGGUGGCCUGUAGUUCCUGGUAUCUUUGGAAAAUUGUUCACGAGCCUGGUAGGCCUACAACUCUCGUGCCUAGGGAGUCUGGCUCAUACUAGUCAGUGGCAACAUUUUCAUACUUUACAUUGUCCGAGAUGCACAAGGAGGAAAAUAAGCAAGAGAUUAAGGAUGUUAGUGAUGAUGAUUCUGAUGAUGACGACGAAUUGAUCACCAGGGUUCCAAAGCGAAAACGUUCAAUUGAAUCAGAUUCAGAAGAUGGUUCAGAUACAGAUGAAGAAUGCUCAGAUGAAGAAGAUUGUGAUGAUGACGAUGGCCAAGAAGAUGAAGAAAAAAGUGACGAGGCUUGUAGUGAAGAAGGGGAAGAUUCGGAAGAGGACACUGAUGACACUGAUAAUGAGGACGAAGAAAGUGAAGAAGCAACAGACAGUGAAGAAUAUGAUUCUGAUGACGAAGUUCAAUCAACAUCUGCAAAUAAUUCCCUCACAACAAAAUCCUUAGUUGAAAAAGGAAAUGAAUCUGAGAGUAGUGACAAUGGAGAAGGAGCUGCUGAACCAUGUGCUAUCUGCCUGGGACGUAUGAAAGGAGAAAUUGGAUCACCGGAAGGCUGUGAACAUUCAUUUUGCCUUGAAUGUAUUCUCGAGUGGUCAAGAACAAAUAACAGCUGCCCUCAAGAUCGGACACCAUUUUUGUUGGUGUUGGUGCGCCAGCGCAUUGGGGGGCGUGUUAUCCGACGAGUUACCGUUAAGGAAGUAAAGCCUGAUGACCUUCCACCAGAGGAACAGGAGGACCACACCUUCUGUGAGGUUUGCGGUCGGAGUGACCGUGAGGACCGGCUGCUGUUGUGUGAUGGCUGUGAUUUGGGUUAUCACCUGGAGUGCCUUGACCCACCAUUGACUCGUGUACCCAUCGAAGAGUGGUUCUGUCCUGACUGCCAGGCUGUGAAUAGCUCCUCGGCUGCCGCAGAGGCUGAAAUUGAGGACGGAGAACUUCAUGACUUAAUUGAAGAUGGUGCUCCAAGCUCAUCCCUCCCAGCCUUGCGUCCAAACCGAGCUGUUGAGAGACCAAGGCUCUUACCCCGUACCCGUGCCUCAGAAAGAGUUCGUGCUCGUAUCACACGAUCUCGACAGCAGAGGGCUAUUAUUACAGAAAAUGAAAUGCGAGAACAGGAAGCUCUGCUUGAGGCUAUUGCAGAAGCCGAGGAGUUGGGGGCAAGUGGAAGUCAGAGCAAUACACAGGCCAAGAGUGCAUCAAGUACCACAGCACGCAGAACCACUAAAGCUCCCAGAAGAAAAAAGAGAAAAAUUGUCCGUAAGAAGAAGAGAAAAGUUAGAAAGAAAAGAAAAACAACCACAAAGAAAAAGGCAACAUCUACAUCAAAAUCUGGCAAACGUCUUAAGGUUAAACGUAAAACUAAAAAAACUACACGAAAGAGAAAAACAAAGAGAAAGAAAAAGAAGGUAAUCAAGAAAACAAAACUGCCUGUCCCAGCCAUGACUCCCAAAGCUAGAAUAGCAGAGGCUCUUGGCAUAAAACCAUCUAAACCUUGGGAACGUGUUCCAACAAUGCAACCUUUCAGCAAAGAUCAAGAUCUUGGAACCUUGAGAGCUAAUGCAGCACUACCUCAUCUUUCUCUUUUAGGGGUGAAUGCCGAUGUAGACAUAAGUUAUGGGCCUGAUGAAUUUGGAGAUGCCAUUCUUGCUGCAGGGGUAAGAAGAGGGAGAGUAAUAGACACCGGCCAAGCUCUUGCACGCCGUAAGGCACUCUCCGUUAGAGCUCUUAUGUCUCAUGCAUCCAUUCGUACUUCAGUGGCGGCAAAACCAAGAGUAGAAAAUAACACCAGCAUUGCCAGUGAUGUAUUGGGCUCAAUAAUGGAGAGCCAAUCUCUCAUCCUGAAGCCAUUUACACCAAGCAAAUAUAACGGUCCUUAUAAAAUACCUAUUAACAUUGGUAGUCGAAUACAUGAGCAUCUUCGAUUAAAUGGCAAAGUAGGAAUAAAUAUGCGAGCAGCUGGGCCAGAGUCACCAGGGAGACAGCAAGCUGGUGGAGAUGGACAGUCUUCCUCACCCUCCAGGCAGCAGCAACAGCCUGGACAGUCAGCAAGUGGUGGUGGUGGUGGUAGUGGUGGUGGAGGUUCUCCAAUUGCUGGUAACAGCAGACCUCAGGGAGAUGACACACCAGGGUCAAAGUCGUACUCUUCAUAUUUCAAAGAAAAUGGUGGUGAUGGCAGAGAAGGAGGACCUCUGAGUGAAUUACCAAGUGGCAGCUGUAAUGGUGGUGAAAAGAAAGAAAAGAAACAUGAUGAUAAAAAGAAAAAUGACGAUGAUGAUGAGAUAGAUAUUUAUAGUGAUAUAGAACCAGAAGUACCUGAAGCAGAAGAAGAGGAGGAGGAGGAGGAGGAGGAUGAAGAAGGUGAUAUUGGAAACUAUAAGGGUAGUAUAUCUAUUACUGCAACAUCCGAGGCUGAUAAGAAAGAAAACAGUGACAAAAUUGAUCCCGAGUCAAGUGGUGAUGAACUUGUGAUUGAUGAUAGUGAUAAACCAGAAAGUAGAGGACACGUAGAAACAAUGCCCCGGAGAAUAGUAAUAGAGGAAUCGGAGGAAAAUAAUGUAGUGGGAAGUAGUAACUUGCCGGGCUUAAAUGACUUUGAACUGGAAGCCGUGUCAGAUACCGAUACUCCCGAGUUAGAAAAAUCUGCCAAUAGUUCAAUAUCUUUAUCUGAUAGUAAUAUGGGAGAUCAUGAAGUGACUAGUAGCACAAAUGAAAAUGCAAAUCCUAAUAAAUCUGACUGUUUAGUUAAACAGAUAUUCGGUGAAAGUGACGAAGAAAAAGGUAGAGAGAGAAACAAUCAACCUAUUGUUGGCUUGGAGGGGCUGGAAACUGAAACAAUAUCUGAUAAUGAAGAGAUUAGUUUUGACGAUAACGAUGAUAAUAUUGAGGAAGGUGAAAUUCCCAGUGAAACUCCGAGGCAUGUUACUCCUCCCUCUCAUCGCCCUCGAGUUAAUUUACAGAUCCGCCGUGUAAUAGAAGUGUCUCCCUCUAGGGACCAGGAAGGAGAGUAUGAAGAAGGUGAAAUAAUAGAUGAGAAUGCCAAGCGUAAGGAGAAAAAGAAAGAUAAGAAAGAGAAGAAUAAAAAAGAAAAAGAUAAAGAGCUAAAGGAUUACGAUAAAGAAUAUGAAGAAGCAGAUAAAGACAAAGAGAAUACAGUGCCAGAAGUUGAAGCAGUGUCGCCUAAAGAGCCAGUGGCUGUAGUCCCUGAAAGACCAAAGACUCCUCCUUUAAAGUUAAAAUCGAAAACUAAACAAAAGGAAAAAGAGAAAGAUGUUUCAUUUAAAAAAGUUUCUAAAAACACCAAAGAAAGAAAUUAUAGAGAUACUGAAAAAGAGGACAGAGAGAGAAAAGGGACAAAAAAUAACAGAAAUAGAGAUGUUCAAGACUUGGGACGUGAUAGAGCUAGGGACCGGGAUAGAGGGGACAGAGAUAGAAAUGUCGACAGAAGUAGAGAUUCGGGCCGAAGAAGAUUAAGGGAUAGAGAAAGAAAAAAAGAGCCUAAAAGAAAAGAAAUGGAAAGAUAUAAUGUCCGGAAAAUGAUUACUCAGAAAGAAGAAGAAAGGAAAAAGAAGGAUGAAUUUGGACGUGAUGUAGCACUUAGGUCAAGAUCUAGAUCUAGAUCGAGACGAAAGUCUAGAUCGCGGUCAAGAAGGCGAUCCAAGUCCAGAUCACCUCAUGCCACAAGAGCCCGGAAGGGCAGGAAAAGUUAUUCGCGCUCAGCCUCUCGGUCCCGUAAUAAAAAAAGGACAAGAAGAAGGAGUUACUCGUCGUCUUCCUCUUCCUCCUACACAUCCUCAAGUUCAAGCUCAAGUUCCAGUUCGUCAUCAAGGUCCAGAUCUCCUGGGCGAAGUAGAGACAAGAGAAGAAGAAGAACGAGAAGCAGAUCAAGAACGCCUGUUAAAAAGAAACCAGAAAAGAAAAAAGUUCCAAUUCCUGCCAAACCAAAAGAGAAAACCAAAGAAAAAACUAAAAAAAUUAAUCCAGUUGUAGAAAAGAAAAAGGAAAGGAAAAAGGAUGAUAAAAAGAAAGAACGGGAAGUAGAUAAGAGAGAGGAAACAAGACUUGAAAAAGAUAAGAGGAAAAAGAAAAGGGAAAAGUCUCCUUUGCAGAGUAAAGAAGUUUACCAGGCUGGUGGAAGCAUUAUGGUGAGUGUCAGUUUUAACAGGGCACCAGGAAAAGAAAAUAAAGAAGGUAAAAAGAAAAAAGAAAAAAAUGUAAAAUUAGAAGGAGAGGCAAGGAGGAGGGCAAGAAAAGAUAAUACAAAGCUACGUGGAAGUCCUUUUAGAGUUUGGUCAAGAAGUCGAACUCCAUCCCCAGGUGGUAAACGAACACCCCUUCAAGACGAGCCAAUGUGGUCACCCGUACGAUUGGCCGAGACUCGCAAUAAAGAAAAGCCACCUAAAAGUCCAGAAAUUAUAGAUUUAGAUGUGAUUAUGGUCACACCACCACCUCAGGAACCCAUCCUUAUCUCUGACUCAGAAGAUGAGGGCAUUACUCGGUUGCCUCCAGAUUUAGGCACCACACCUGUGCCUCCUGUCAGACCUCAGGGACCUAAAACUCCUCCUGAGCCUGCUGUCAAAUUUACACUUUCAAGCAAGCAGGUGCUUAAACCUAUUAAUAAUCCAUUGCGUGAUGAGGAGGAGGAGGAGGAGGAACCCCCAGCUCCUGCUAGAGGACCCAAUACUCCACCUGGUCCUCCUCCAGAAUCAGAUGAGUCUGUUGGAAGAGCAAAGUCCCCCACAGUUAGAGUACCACACUCUCCAGCUGGGUCUCCCCCAGGUUCUUCUCCUGAGCCAGAUGUUUAUGAUCCCUUUGAACCAACAAAGUCUCCAUCUCCUCCAGGUUCCCCUCAACAGGAAGCUCGAGUUAGUAGCAGUGAUCAGACUGAAACAGUGGAGAAAGCUUCCCCUGAAGCUGUCUCUGCAACAAAAGCAGCUUCUCCUCCACCUUUACCCACAGAACCACCAGAACCUGAAGAGAGACCACCUGAACCUCAAAAACCACCAGAAGAGGAAGCUACAAGUACUGUGCCCCCUACUACAGCACCUGCUGCACCUGUGGCUGUAACAACAAAUGCUGCCCCUAAGGCACCCAAAGCUGCGAAGGCUGCAAAAACUGCUGCUGCUGUAUCUACUAAAGCAGCUGCUCCAAAAACUGCAGCUCCUGCUCCUACAGCCCCAACAAAUCCCAUAAAUCAGAUAUUUCCUGGUCUACCUGCCAAUGUUGCUAAUAUUCUUUAUCCAGCAGUUAUAGCAGCUGCAGGACGUAGUGCUGCUGCUGGUACCAUAAUUCGUCCACAAGUUGUGCAAACUGUGACGGCUCCAGACUUUUCACGGCCCCCUCCAGCAGCCAACCCCUUAAGCCGCCCUCCUCUAAUGACUAUAAUAGCUCCUACAAGACUUGGAGAAAAGGGCAGAGCAACACAGAAUGGAAGAGAUAUAACGCAUACAGAUGUCAUUGACAUGGAUCUGGAUUCGCCAAAUUCACCUGACAGCUCUGAUGUCAGUGACAUGUUUGAACCACCUUCGCCUCACUCAACACAUCAGUCUGAGAAACCUUCUCCUAGAAAGACAAGAAGUCAAGCCAGAGCAGCAACUAUGAAGGCUGGUAAAGGGGGAGGAGAUAAAUUUGAUAACCUGUUUGGCGGCCGAGGUGGACGCAAGCACAGUACUCCUCACAGACACAAGUUUGGUAGAAAAGUCAAACCUGGAGGUAAAAAGGAAGGUAAUGAAGAGGAUAUACCAAGUUCAGCGGUAGACUUACAAGUGAAAGAAAAGUUCUUGAAGAAAGUACAGCGUCAAGAGCGUGUUGUUGAAGAGGUGAAACUUAGUCUUAAACCCUUUUACAACAAGAAAACUAUAGGUAAAGAAGAUUACAAGGACAUAAUGAGAAAAUGUGUCCAAAAGGUCUGUCACAACAGAUCAGGAGAGAUAAACCCUACCAAAAUCCGUGGUCUUGUACAAGGCUACAUUAAGAAAGUCAAAUACUAUCGUAAAAAACAAAGUGGGGUGUCAGAUCUAGCCCCAACUAAACCCACUGCCAAUGACUCCUCUGCACCAACCUUUGUUCUCAUCCCCAAAGCAGCCAAACCUCCAACGCCGAUAAAAAGUAAAGCGUAGAUUAUUGUACAUUUAUUUAGCACGAAUUAUUGUUCAAAUUUGGAGUAGAUUUAUUACUCCCGGUAAUAAGAUGUUAAUUUGUAGAGAGGCCUGCUGUUCAGUGACAACAUUUUGGUUGGAUAAUGUGGACUUUCAGGGCUGGUGGGACAGAUGUAAAGUAUGACUGAUUUUGUAUGUUUUUAUUUAUUUGAUAUUUUUUUGUUAUUUUUUUAUGAUAAGCAUGAAGUGUACAUUAUUGGUAGAAAUGGAACAGUUAGGACUGCUGUAUAGUACAGAAGAUAUUGUAAUAUUAUUUAGCUAUUUUCAUGCAAGGACAAACCUAUUAAUUAAUGGGUUUAACUAUUUAUAUACAACAAAUUAUAAUUGGGUGCCCCUCAAUAAUAUUUUGUGGUUGUCUUUAGUGUUAUAAGUAUGCUUGUGGUAAAUAUUUGUGAUGUGACUCUGGGAUUGUGAUCCUGAGGGCGGCUGUCAGCAAGACGCUGGUCAUGGUCACGGUGACUGCUUGCCUCAGUAUAAUGUUGAAUCUCCAUUGCAUCAUUGAUAUCCUUUACAGUACAUUAUACCAAAACCAUGAACAUAUUUUCCAGAAGACCUCAUAUAUUUUUAAGUGCAUUUUCCAAAGCACAGCUGUGGUAAAAGAUAAUAAUACAGUAAUACCAGUAGUAAACAUUUCUGAGAAAAUGUGAUGGUACAAUGGUUGUGUUGUAUGUGAAUACUUUGUUAUAGGAAUGGUGAAGGAUUAGUUCUAACAUCAGUUUUAAAGUUGUGGUCAAGAAAUGCAUAGAGGUUUCUGCAUUGUUCUAAUGUUCAUAAAGAAUAUACAUACAAAUAUGUAUAUAUUUCUAUGUUGGUAUAUUGUAUUACCACAUCAAUCCAAUAUCAACACCUAAUUUCAAUGCAUUCAUUGACAACAGGUGUUAUUUUAUUUCACUUUAGUUCUCUGCAGUUUCCUCUUUAACUACAGAACCACACCACAAAGAGGGGCAGAAUCCACAUAUUGUACAUGAACAAAGAGAGACUGACAGCUAUGUUGUGGCAGACCCACCAACUUUCUUGAUAAUUGCUAAGAAUAAUAACCUAAGAAAGUUCUAUAAGUAUCUUCUCUGUUUGUAGUGGUUAUGUAUGUAAAAAAUGUUUUCAUAUCUUUUAAGUGUGUAUCAGCAUAAAUUGAUUAAAUUUAAAUAGAUUA